Camelina sativa (false flax) is the source of this 501-nucleotide messenger RNA. The record is from RefSeq and is a predicted model, not a curated record. NCBI's taxonomy places the organism in Eukaryota, Viridiplantae, Streptophyta, Magnoliopsida, Brassicales, Brassicaceae.
AUGGAGGAAGGUUCCAGUUCCCAAGAGGUGGUCGGUGAUGAAACUAGUUCCCUGGAUGUAGUUGUUUCUGCCAAUGAAGAGUUGGUUAAACUAAGGAAAGAAGCAGCAGCUCUGGAAGCUCUGAAAAGUUCGUCUAAUUGUGAUGAUGAUGAUACUGGCCGAGUGAAGCUUACUGAAUUGUAUGACAAGCUACAAGAGUUGGGCUCAGAUGAUGCUGAAGCUCAGGCUUCCAAAAUUCUUGCGGGUUUAGGUUUCACAGAAGAUGAACCAAUCAACUAUCUCGACCUGAGAGCUGUUUUGUGGUUAGAGGAGCGUUUGUGUCGCUGGAAGAACACCUUAAUUGUUGUUUCACAUGAUGUUGAUUUCCUCAUCAACACUGUCAAAGCAGCAAAGAGGUCUGGGAACCGUGCGCAGCAAGACAAGGUAAAGGAAAGGGCCAAGUUUGCUGCAGGGAAAGAAGCAUCAUCCAAGCUUAAGGAAAAGGAUGAGGUGCUAUUUUGA